GAUAAGCGAACGGGUUUCAUCCUCGAAUGCAUGUGCAGUUUCAAAAGACAUUUCCGCUCGAGAAAGAGAGAAAGAUAAAGGAAGCCCGGUGUGAACGGAAGCGCCAGCUGGCUCGAUUAUUGCUUCCGAAAUGAUCUUUCGAAUUUAAUGUAGAUUCGAAGAGAACAGUGUUCGCUUGGUUUCGUCAUCGAUGCAUAAAAGUGACAAGAUAAUAUCGACCGAUAAUCACAAAUCCGAUAAUUGAAGAAAACUGUACAUACCAAUAUCAAGGGCUGCAAGUUCAUUACAGAUUUUAAAGAAAAUUUUAUGAAAUCAUCAAGUACAGGACGAAAGUGCAAUUAAAAAAAAAAAUAAAGAAAGUUGAGCCAAGCGAACGAGAAUGAUCUUCUUCGCGGGUGGUUAAGAACUCGAAAGAUUUUCAUGUAUUUUCUGAGGGUGCCCACGAAUCAUCGUGAGAACAGAGAUGUUUUGGAUCGAGACGGACGAGGAGGAGGAAGCGUUGCUAUGCAGCCCCGCUCUGAUGGCCAGGCGGGCCUCGGAGUCCUGGAUCGUAGCACCUCCUGUGGAGGUACUCAAUACGGCAAUGCCCCUUCAACGAAAGAAGUCACUGCCGGACGUGGCGCAGCCGAUCCACCUCACGGCAACCGCACCACUGUCGAGGGAAGAAGUCAGUAUUCUGAGUAGUAUGAGAAGAGAGGAGAUCCGCAGGCAAGUCGACGAGAGCGAGAGGCUUAGAGCAAACCCGCUUUUGUACCUGGUCAGUCCGCAGGUUAAAGACUGGUUCUCCCGCCAGCAGCUCGUGAUGCUGGUGCUCUUCAUCAACAUAUCCCUAGCUUUGAUGUUCUUCAAACUGCUGACGUAGCAGCCAGCCGACGAUCGGGUUCACGGACUCGUGAACGUGGACGUGACCUGAGACCCGGUGGCGCCGCGACGCUUUGAGUCGUCACCGAGCCAGAAUUUCGAAGGAAAACGGCAGUGUGGCCGCACCAAGAAUCGCCGGGAAUGGCUUUCACCAGCGAUUCAUUCAGUCUUACGCGCUGCGGGCGCUACGUUGAAAGAGGGAAUCUUUGGAUCGGGACCGACGAAAAGGGAACUCGAAGAGGAUCAAUCUCGGCGGAGAUUUUGUCGCGCGAAGGCGACCGUAGUCGAAUUUCGAGCGAUUGCGAAAAAUCUAAGUAGACGAGUAAAUAGAGGGAGCAGCAUUGAAACGAGAAAGUAUCUCCUAGGUAUUCUCGAGGGGAUUUAAAAUGGAUUUGCCUUUGAAUAUUGUAAAUUGAAAAGGACUUAAGCUUCAAAAAAAAAAAAAAAAGUGAGAAGGAA
Messenger RNA from Cyphomyrmex costatus, 1320 nucleotides. RefSeq lists its product as uncharacterized. Lineage: Eukaryota; Metazoa; Arthropoda; Insecta; Hymenoptera; Formicidae. The coding region runs from base 464 to 862 and encodes 132 amino acids. The record is from RefSeq and is a predicted model, not a curated record. The transcript has 4 exons.